AUGAGAUUAUUAAUUUACACAGUUCCGAAUUUUGGAAUUUUAACGCUAAGACGUAUAAGUAACUUUUUAAGACUGUGGGUGUUGAGAGUUUGUCAACAAAGUGAGAAGCAUUUGGAUAAAAUGUCAAAUGUGGAUGAAUUUGUUAGAAGGGUUCACAGUGUUAUUUACAGUAAUGAUCCUAUUGCCAGAGCUUUGACAUUGAGGACACUAGGGGCUGUGGCUGGAAUUAUUCCAGAAAGGCAACAGGUUCAUCAUAGUAUUAGAAGGAGUUUAGAUUCUCAUGAUAAUGUUGAAGUUGAAGCUGCUGUUUAUGCUGCUAUACAGUUUGCUGCUCAGUCAAAGACUUUUGCUGUUAGCAUGUGUAACAAGAUCUCAGACAUGAUUCAGGGACAGUCCACACCAGCUAAUAUGAAACUUCAACUGAUUCCAAUUUUACAAUACAUGCAUCAUGACACAAGUACAGCUGCCAUGGUCAGAACUGUGUGCUUAAACUUAUUGCCCAGUUAUCCUGCUCAGGACUUCUUGUUAAUUACUUUGAAUGCUCUGACACAGUUAGCUGUAGCUACUUUGGUAGAUAUACCAAGUCAGGUUAAUUUGUUGCUUAAAUAUCUGCGCUCUGAUUCCCGUUGGCAAGUUAAAUCUAAGGCUUUAAAAGAUCUGCAUCUAUUGGCAAAACCUGGGGCUCAUUUAUGGCCACCUGGUAGUAUUGAUAGCUUGGUUGAAAUGGCAUUAUGGACUAAGUCCUCCAAUGUAUUGCUACUAACUCUAGAUGUAAUAAAUGUUUUGGCAGAAUCUCCUAAAGUGUGUCAUGACUACAAAAAUCCUACUUCAAAAUUACGCGAUUUCUGCUCUAGACACAGCUACUCCUCCAAUCCAAUUAUCACCACAAGAGCCAUUCAGAUCCUCGUUAAAAUUUUGUGUUAUUGUUACAAAGAAAACUUGGAGACAGAAGGCAUAGAAGAUGUUAUAUCAGCAUUAGAAACCUUCAUAUUGCUUUUAUUUUUUUCUGAAGAAAGGUACCCACAUCAAUUAAAGAAAGCCCUUAAGUGUUCCGUACAACUAUGCGAAGCUAAACACGAUCAUUGUAAAAUAUUUAUUGAGUUACUGGGGUGUCAACUUGAAAGUGCAAAUGAUGAUUCAAUUACAAGCAUUUGCGAGACUCUGGGUGCUAUUGGUAGUUUACAACCAGAGUCUUUAUUGCCACUUUUAGGAAAUAUUUUGAAGUUAUUAUCAGAAUUAUCAGAAAUAAGCUCUCCCACUGAUCAGCAAAUACAAACUAAAGUCAUUCUAUGUACAUUAGUGUUUCAGUCGUUAUGUGGUUUUCAGUGGGACACAGAAACUGCUGAAGUUAUUUUCAGAGUAACAUUAAACAAUAAUCAAUGGGCUAAUUACAAAAUCGGCCGAUCUGCUGUUCGUUAUGGCCAUCAUAUGAUCGCAUUGAAUAUUUUCACUAAAUUAACUGACCAGGUCAGUUCCGAACAUUUACAUUUCUGGCUUGUGUGCUUGAGAGAAAUGUCGAAGGCUGAGAGUUGUUUGAUAAAUGACAAAGGCAAAAAUAGUCUGGUUGAUAGAAUAAAUGAAGCCAUUGUGAAUUAUAAUAAGGCUAUAGCAGCACUUAAGGCAGCGAGUACACCAUCAAAUAAUCUCCAAUUUCAAGCAGAAUACAUGAGAAUUCGAGCAGAAUUUUUGCAAUGUUUGGUGCAGUUGUUGCACACUUGCAACAUAUUGUGCAUUGUUCCACCCCCCGCCAUUGCAUCGACUAUCGUACAGACCACAAGGGAUGAAUACCAAAGGCACGGUUAUAUCACGAACCAAAUUCGAAAAUGCGUGAAAGAUUUUAAAAAUUGCGGUGACAUGUACUGGAAGUUGUAUCAGACUGCUUUCGAUGCCGAUCCUGUCACAUUAGAAAACAUACAAAUUUUACAACAGACUUGUGCCGUUCUGGAACAUUGUAUUGAAAGCGUUUGUGUGACUGGUAUAAAAUUGAAAGAAGAAUCGACGAAAUUUAUUUCACAUACAUUGCAAACUGCUAAACUCGAGUCCAGACAACUUAUUAAAGGAUGCCAAGACGCAGCUAAAAUUGUGGAAAUAGUUACUGAAUCUAGUAAUCAACAAACCAUAACCCACAAGCAAACAGAGUUAAUUGAAAAGAUUGUGGAGGUGUUAAUAAAUACUUCUUUGCCAUUGCCACGCUAUUUUUUCCAAGUACUUCAAUCAACGAGUCUUAAAUUGGCAAUUUCGCCUCAGCCAAGGGUAAUGGGUGAAUUCAUUAGCGUUCAGGCAGGUUCUCAAUUGACUGUUAAAGUUGAGGGUGUCAUUCAGCACGGUCAAACUCCUGGAUUGUUUAGAAAAAUCGACGGGGUUUUGGUUACAGUCACUUCUCAAUUUCAGUCAAGUAAUAAGGGAAAAGAUCUAGACACUAAGAAUAUCGAAACCACUUCAGUAUUAAAUCAAACGGUUGUACCCCAUAAGGACUUCUUUGUUGCCCAAUUUUUAUUAGCUUUUCCACGUGGGGGGCAGUACGUGCUAGUUAUCGAAGCAGCGGUUGUCGAUAAGGAAGGAAACGUUUGGAAAACUGGACCGAAAUCUACCUUAACGGUAAAAGUUCCCGAAGAACCUAAACUAGCACCAAUUAAUAUGCCGGGUAUGACAGGCAGUGCAAAUGUAAUACUGAUGAAUGAAGACAGUAUGUUCAUUCGACCUAGCCAAAAGAAGAUAAUGUAGUUACUCUUUUGUAUCAUUUAAAUGUGUACAUAUGUAACAUAAUAAAAGACUGAAUUAAUAUGU
This is a messenger RNA of Agrilus planipennis (emerald ash borer), 2787 nucleotides long. It is a transcript of the gene INTS7, whose product is annotated as integrator complex subunit 7. The transcript is spliced from 12 exons. The coding region runs from base 1 to 2724 and encodes 907 amino acids. Gene Ontology annotation, biological process: snRNA 3'-end processing. The record is from RefSeq and is a predicted model, not a curated record. NCBI's taxonomy places the organism in Eukaryota, Metazoa, Arthropoda, Insecta, Coleoptera, Buprestidae. Gene Ontology annotation, cellular component: integrator complex.